Messenger RNA from Marmota monax (woodchuck), 3396 nucleotides. It is a transcript of the gene Mc4r, whose product is annotated as melanocortin 4 receptor. Gene Ontology annotation, cellular component: membrane. Gene Ontology annotation, molecular function: melanocyte-stimulating hormone receptor activity. Bases 391 to 1392 code for a protein of 333 amino acids. The record is from RefSeq and is a predicted model, not a curated record. Gene Ontology annotation, biological process: G protein-coupled receptor signaling pathway. NCBI's taxonomy places the organism in Eukaryota, Metazoa, Chordata, Mammalia, Rodentia, Sciuridae. The transcript has a single exon.
CGCUCCAAGCCACGCUGAGGCUGGGAGCUGACCCUUGUCAGAGGCUGUGGAAUGGCUCAGCCGCUCCCCGGAAAAUCAUUUUGAAAAGACCCGAAUGCCUAAGGCUAAAGUUUAAGCAGAAGUGAGAACAAAAAGCAAACAGCCGACUCUGUCUACGGAGAAUGAGCAUCUCGCAGCCUAAGAUUCUAACCUGAUAACGGUCAGAGCUGUACCUGAAAGAGAGUAAAAACUCCAUUUCCAGCUGUGAGGCUUGCGGCUGCAUCCCCAGCGAGAAUGCCAAUCGCAGCCUCCUAACUUUCAGACUGAUCACGUCUGGGAGAAAAUAACGGAGAAUCCUGACCCGGGAGGGGACAUCGACUCCAGGGGGAUUUGAGUCCACUUUGCGACCAGAUGAUGAACUCCACCCUCCCCCGUGGGAUGCACACCUCUCUGCACUUCUGGAACCGCAGCAGCUACGGACUGCACAGCAACGCCAGCGAGACCCUGGGGAAGGGCUACUCGGAUGGGGGUUGCUACGAGCAACUUUUUGUCUCCCCUGAGGUGUUUGUGACUUUGGGUGUCAUUAGCUUGCUGGAGAAUAUUCUAGUGAUCGUGGCCAUAGCCAAGAACAAGAAUCUGCACUCACCCAUGUACUUUUUCAUCUGUAGCCUGGCUGUGGCCGAUAUGCUGGUGAGCGUUUCCAAUGGAUCAGAGACCAUAGUCAUCACCCUGUUAAACAGUACAGACACGGACGCGCAGAGUUUCACGGUGAAUAUUGAUAAUGUCAUUGACUCGGUGAUCUGUAGCUCUCUGCUUGCAUCAAUUUGCAGCCUGCUUUCCAUUGCGGUGGACAGGUACUUUACCAUCUUUUAUGCUCUGCAGUACCAUAACAUAAUGACCGUGAAGCGGGUCGGGAUCACCAUAAGCUGCAUCUGGGUGGCUUGUACGGUUUCGGGGGUGCUGUUCAUCAUUUAUUCCGACAGCAGCGCUGUCAUCAUCUGCCUCAUCACCAUGUUCUUCACCAUGCUGGCUCUCAUGGCCUCCCUCUAUGUCCACAUGUUCCUCAUGGCCAGACUUCACAUUAAGAGGAUUGCGGUCCUCCCAGGCACGGGCGCCAUCCGCCAAGGGGCCAACAUGAAGGGGGCCAUUACGCUGACCAUUCUGAUUGGGGUCUUUGUUGUCUGCUGGGCCCCGUUUUUCCUUCACUUAAUAUUCUACAUCUCUUGCCCCCAGAAUCCAUACUGUGUGUGCUUCAUGUCUCACUUUAACUUGUAUCUCAUACUGAUCAUGUGUAAUUCAAUCAUUGACCCUCUCAUUUAUGCACUCCGGAGUCAAGAACUGAGGAAAACCUUCAAGGAGAUCAUCUGUUGCUAUCCCCUAGGAGGUCUCUGUGACUUGGCUAGCAGAUACUAAAUGGAGACAGAGGAGAUCCUAAAAUCCUGCUUAAAAAGUCUUUUUUCAUUCUUGUGCAACCUGAGCAGUGUACUUAGGCAGCACCUGUUGUAUCUUCUGUGCUGUGCUUUGAUUGAGAAAACUUGUGGUAAUUUAAGCUUAUGAUUUUUGAUAUGAAAAAAUGUCCAGUCUCAGUAUUAUUAGUCACAUCAUGCUACUUUUUUUGGUUGUAAAAUGCUAAUCUGUAUUAUACAUAUUAUAGGUAAUAUGGAUUUACAAAGAGUUAAGAUGCCAUUAUUAAAAGCCUAAUAUUGUCUCUUUCUUGUUCUCAGAAUUCAACACUUUGCUUGUUUUAGUAAUACAGAAAUCAGAGCUUCAUUAAAUAUAUUCUCAUGGAUGUUUUCAUAUAUUACACUAUACAACUUUGAAAUGUAGACGUUUGAUUUAACAUGUAAGGGGAAAACAUUUAAAGAAUGGAAGCUUAAUUAUUAACUAAAUCAGCACCAUUAGUAAAAUUUCAAAUGACUUAAUAAAAGCUUGCCCAUCCUCCCUAUGCAGAAAUGAAGCUCCUCCUGAGAGAAAAACAGCUACUGAAAAAGAAAAGUGAGAUUCUCAGUCAGAAAACUGUGUGUGUUUCUCAAAAACAGAAAAUUCAUUUGCCCAAGAAAACUGCCUGAUAUUGCAAUAAGGCAAUGCAGUUUAGAGAGGAAAAACAACAGGAAUGGAGAUUAAAGUGUUCUGGCAAAUCUAAAUUGCCAUGUCAAGCUGAACUUCCUGAUACCAAACUGUCCCCAACCAUCAAUGAUAACAAAGAAUAAAGUCUUUCUGCCCCUUUAAACAGGGACCCGGUAUCUGCUGAAACAUCCAGGAGAAGUGACAUUGCAGUGAGAGGUGCAGCAUUUGAUCUCAAAAGAACUCUAUGAUUGACAACAAGUUCCUUCACAUUCCACAUGGACAUGACUUGCUAUUCACUUAUUUUUUUGAACUAGAGUAUAAGUGCUGCUUGCUGAUCAAGGAUUUUAACUUUCCAAACAAAGUCCACAGUGCAAGUGUUUUUAGGCAAUAUUUGCAAAUAUCUAAAAUGAAGGCACCUGUGAUGCUGGUACAUUGCCAGCAGGAAGAAAGGCACCUACUGAGCCGCAGAGGAGGUCCUGAGAUAAGCUAGCCUUCCCCGGCCACAUUUGGAAGAGUGAAUACUUGCUUUGCUCCAAAAUAAUCCCACAAAUUUGGCCACUGAGCAAUAAAACCUGAGCUUUCUGGUCUGUAUGUACUUUAAAUAAUAGAUUAUAUUAGGCUGAUUAGCAGCAAACUGUCCUGGUAUUUAAUAUAGCAUCCUCAGAUGCUCUUAGGCAGAGCUCACAUAGAAAGGCACACCUUCAUUCAAAUCUAAAUGUUUUACAUGUUGAUCAUAAGACCUGAGAAACACUUUCGACAUUCAUGAGAAAAUAUUACCCCAAAGUAAAACCCAGAAGUCAAAGUUGACAAGUGAAAAGUGAUACUGAAGCUGAAUUUUAACCCCACUAAAAAUCUUCUAUUUUAAAGCAAAAAUAGAUAUGAGGUUUUAAACACAGACCAACAUAAUAACAUCAUUACCCUAGGUACGUGUAUGACUGCACAUAUGGUGUGAGGCUACAUCUUGUACAACCAUAGCAAUGUAAAGUUAUGCUGCAAUUGUGUACAAUGAAUCAAAAUGCAUUCUGCUGUCAUAUAUACCUAAUUAAAAUAAAUAAAUAAAAUUUUAAAAAAAACCUCCUACAGUUUGGAUCUUAGAGGUCCAAAGGUCCGUGUGAUAGAGGCUUGUCCCUACAGUGGCCCAAUGGGGAGGUACUGGAGUCUUUAACAGGGAGGGCCUGAUGGGAAGUCCUCAGGUCAUUGGGGGUGUGCCUUGUAGGGAAUGGUGAGACCCUGGCCCCUUCUUCUUUCUUUCUGUUGCUCCCUGGGUGAAGGUGAGCAGUUUGGCUCUGCCAUGAGUUUCCGCAUGCUUCUGCUGUACUGCCACAGGCCUAUAGCCAUGGUGCCAAUCAA